This is a messenger RNA of Dentiscutata erythropus, 431 nucleotides long. NCBI's taxonomy places the organism in Eukaryota, Fungi, Glomeromycota, Glomeromycetes, Diversisporales, Gigasporaceae. The record is from the annotation of a GenBank genome assembly.
UUGAGGAUCCACCACAGUCUGAUUUUCUUAGUGUGAGUGGCCUGGGCAUUGGUGAAACUAGAAACUGGGGGAAGAUUGGUAUUGUUGUAAUCAAAGGAGAGAAUUUUCUUAAAGUUGCUCUAGUGCGCAGCAUGCUAAGUGCCCAGGAGAUGAUGGCUGUGUUCUGGUCAGUCUGUUUUGUUUGUUGUUGGGUUGUAGCAAUGUUGAACUCGUGGUUGUGUCUCAUGGAUAAGAACGUUCCUUGUUGGGGGUCGAAAGGUUGUUGUUGGGAUGAUGAUGUACUGGAUUCAUAUGCUUGUUUGGUUGUAGUGGGGUCGUCUUGUCUAUUAACUAUUUCGGUUUGGGUUGCUGUAUAUUGGUCGAGAUCGACAACUAGUGUUGAUGUGAGAUCGACUAAUUCACUAGUAGUUUGGGAGAUGUAUUUAUUAUAG